AACGACUUUGGCUCCGACCUCUGGGUCCGCGACUCCCACACCCAAACCCGCCGCCCUACAUCCGGCCGCGGCCUCUUCGCCGGCCUGCAAGACGUAAAACACUACAAUGUGGAAAAUGGGUGGGCCAAGAGGAAUGUUAGGGAUGAGAAUCGCGGGAUUUUGGGAUUUUUGGGGAGGUGGUGGGGUGGGUAUACGCCGCCGAGGGAGUGAUCGUCUUUGGUUUACUCCGGAGUAAUAUU
This is a messenger RNA of Aspergillus glaucus CBS 516.65, 239 nucleotides long. RefSeq lists its product as uncharacterized. The annotation marks the transcript as partial. The record is from RefSeq and is a predicted model, not a curated record. NCBI's taxonomy places the organism in Eukaryota, Fungi, Ascomycota, Eurotiomycetes, Eurotiales, Aspergillaceae. The transcript has 3 exons.